AACGUCUUCGUGUUGGACUUAAAAAAAAUGUUAUAAAAAUUGUGUAGACAAAUUGCAGUCGCCUGGUAGAAUAUUUUUAAAAAUAUUUGGCAUACAUAUACUUUAAUAUAUUCCAGUACGUUGAUUUUUCGAUUUUUAUUUUUAGGUUGAUCAAGCUUCGAUUAUUUCUGCAAGUUUCGUCCUCUGCCUCACCCUCUCUGCAGACAUGGGUCUAUUGGUUUUAAACAGCUGGUAUCUUCCAAUACAUUUCUUUUUCAUUCUCUCUGUUUUUGUAUUAGUAAAGUUUUGUUUGUAUUUAGGUCUCAAGUUUUCAUUGUAUAUUGCUUGUUGUUGGGGCAAAGUCAAUCCUGAUAAUCCCCAAAACUUAGCUUCUCCUGACUCUUGUCUUGUGUUUUACAUUCAAACUACUGGAAUUUUAAGUUGAAUAACCCCAUUUGAUUAAAACUUUAUGGUUAUAAUCUUGCUCUAACCCGAUGGAUGAUCAUAUUUUUCUGUCUUACAGUAACAAUGUUCAGAGGACACUUCCACCAAAGAACAGGAAACAUCCUGAAUAUGAGAGCAAGGGAUUUCAGUAUCGAGAGCUUGUCCCAGAGACUAUUGGGAGUGACAAUCUCAGAGAAGCUGUGAAACUACCUCCUGGUGUAGACAUUAACGAGUGGUUGGCCAUGAACACUGUAGAUUUCUACAAACAAAUAAGCCUUUUGUAUGCUACUCUUGAAGAGUUCUGCACACCCACCACUUGCCCAGUUAUGAAUGUUGGAAGAUAUGAGUAUAGAUGGGCAGAUGGAAUAACUGUAAUUGAGCCUAAAAUGGUUUCAGCCCCUGAAUAUGUUGAGUGUCUCAUGAAUUGGAUUGAAACUCAGAUCGAUAACGAAAUCAUCUUUCCGAAAAAUCCUGGAGAACCAUUCCCUUCAAACUUUGAGGAUUUCGUGAAGCGGAUUUUGAGAAAGAUGUUUCGUGUCUAUGCACACAUCUAUUAUUCUCACUUUAUUAAGAUUGUGACUCUCAAUGAACAUGCUCAUCUCAACACUUGCUUCAAGCAUUUUCUUCUCUUUGUAUCUGAGUUCCAGUUGGUUGAUAAAGAAGAGAUGGCUCCUAUUAAAGAUCUCGUGGAAACUGUUUUGAAACCAUAGAAGACUCUUCAUGUUUUCAGGGGGAAAAGGGAUUGUCAUAUAUCCACCAAUAACACCUUAAGAAGUUUAUGAUUUAUGUAAUAAUGAC
This is a messenger RNA of Arabidopsis lyrata subsp. lyrata, 1221 nucleotides long. Its product is annotated as MOB kinase activator-like 2A. NCBI's taxonomy places the organism in Eukaryota, Viridiplantae, Streptophyta, Magnoliopsida, Brassicales, Brassicaceae. The coding region runs from base 474 to 1133 and encodes 219 amino acids. Gene Ontology annotation, biological process: signal transduction; positive regulation of protein phosphorylation. The transcript has 6 exons. Gene Ontology annotation, cellular component: nucleus; cytoplasm. The record is from RefSeq and is a predicted model, not a curated record. Gene Ontology annotation, molecular function: protein kinase activator activity.